AUGGCUGUGACUGCUCAUGAUGCGCCUAUGCGUCUGCAUCACCAGCAAGAGAGUGUGGCUCCUUCAGCCUAUCCAUUGGAUGCAAAGAGGCGCAAGCUUCGAGUCGCCAUCAUCACAGGUGCGCGACCGCAGAUUGCGCAGCUUGCUGUCUUGAUUCCGCGGCAACCUCAGCCCCGUGUCGUCCAGCUGACCCUCCUCCCCCCAACGUCUGUCUCCAACAGAGAACUUUUUGCCCAAAGUAGACGGUGUUACGCGUACGCUUGCGCGCCUGCUCGAGCAUCUCAAUGCGGAAGGCCACGAAGCCAUCGUAUUCGGGCCCGAGACUGGCAUGGUAAGUGAUCUCCUCCCAAGGAGCGCAAAGCGUUCAACGAUGCACUCUGGCAAUCUCCCAGAGCUUCACUUUCUGACUCUUGUUUUUGCUAUGCUGCUGCUGAAAUUUAGACAAGCUACGCUGGUCAUCCGGUCGUUGGCACUUUUGGUUUACCGCUGGUCAUCUAUCCCGGACUCAAGCUCAACUUCUUGAGACCACGUUUCAUUCGGAGGCUUCAGCAAUUCAAGCCAGACGUUAUCCACUUUGUCGAUCCAAUCUGGCUCGGCGCUCAGAUGCUGCCCGUCGUCCAGAAAUGGUUGCCGUUGGUGCCGUGCGUCUCGUCUUAUCACACCAACCUGCCCACUUAUGCCACCCUCUUUGGCAUGCCAUGGCUCGAGGCGACAAUGUGGAAGCUCACCAGGAGCUUGCAUGACCGCUGUGAAAUGGUCUUUUGCCCCUCUGAAAGCACCAGGCGCAUGCUGCAAGGCAAAGGCUUCUCCAACGUCAAGAUUUGGAGCAGAGGUGUGGACACGGAGAUCUUCAACCCUCAAGCGAGGGAUGACAAUUUGCGCGCAAGUUGGGGUUGCACACCAAAGCCAGCCAAUCUCGUGGCGCCCCUCACUCCCUCGAUCUCCAACACAGGCGACGAAGCUGCCCUCGUGCAGCUCGCUGCCAAGCUCGGAGUCAGCGUGCGUCUGCCCAUCAAGAGGCGCAGUCUUGGCGCAAGUCCGGAUGACGAAAGCUUCAUCCGCACGCCACCAACCGGUCCAAGCCUUGCCGGCAGUCCCGAGCUCUCUCCCCCGCCCUCCUACGACAGCCUCGCUGGCAUUCCAGAGCUCGAGAGCGCCAACUUUGCCUUGCCUCCGCCGGCUAUGCCAACGCCCAGUGCCAAGCCAGCAGCCACCGCUCCUCCACAACAAAACCUGCAUCCCGCUGAAAGCCGCACGGUCAUCCUUUACGUGGGUAGAAUAUCUUGGGAGAAGAAUUUGCGUCUCUUGAUCGAAGCUUUCAAGUUGCUACCGACAGCCGUUCGAAGCAAUGCCAAACUAGUUUUCGUCGGGGAUGGCCCUGCGCGCGGUGAGCUCACGCGCGUUUGCAGCAGGCUCGGACUCGACGCCAGUUUCAUGGGUCAUCAAAAGGGAAAGCGCUUGGCCGCAAUGUACGCUAGCGCUAGCGUAUUUGCUUUCCCCAGCUUCACCGAAACCUUCGGUCAAGUCGUUUUGGAAGCUCUUGCGAGCGGACUGCCAGUGGUCGGUUUGCACGCAGAGGGAACUUCUGACCUCGUCACCCACGGACGCACCGGCUUAUUGCUCGACGUGGCUGCCGCCGCAAAGUCCGCAAGCAGCAUCAGCGCCUCGUCCGCACUCGGCAACGGCAAGGAGGCAGCUUCGGGCGCCAUCAGCGCCCCCGCUUCGCCUCGAUUGGCUGCUUUGCGAGCUUCAGCAUCAUCGACUGCCAGCCGAUCCGAUGUGUCGGCAAGCACUGCCAUUGCAGACUUUGCUCAAGCAGCAUCCACCGCUGCCGCAAAGUUGCGACCCGCGUACGAGCGAAGCGGCUCUUCGUCUUCUCUCACCGGUGUUCUUUCUCGCAGCUCCAGCAGCGCUAAUGCAGUCCCUUUGGCCCCGACAUCUGGUCUUGCAAGCCCAAUCCCAUCGGUUGGCGACUUUGCCGCUGCAAUGUCCACAUCUUCCGCCGCUUUUGCCGCCUGCGCUCGCAGUUACAGCAUGCUCCUAGAGCGUCUCAUCAGGGACAGAGCGCUCAGAGCUGCGAUGGGCCAGCGUGCUCAAGUCGGGGCUUCGCGCAAGACGUGGUGGGACGCUAUGGACGCCGUCGUUCAGGGCUACGAAGAAGUGGUGGAGAAGGCUGGGAUCUACAGUCUUUCCGACGAGGAGCUCGAGGCGCUCAGGGCGCGACAGCAGCGCAACGCGCCCCUUACCGGCCCAAUUGUAAAGAUGUGCAUUGUCCUCUAUCUCGCUCUUUUUCUUUUCAUCUGGACCGCCUUCUUGGGAUAG
This is a messenger RNA of Ceraceosorus bombacis, 2322 nucleotides long. The record is from the annotation of a GenBank genome assembly. NCBI's taxonomy places the organism in Eukaryota, Fungi, Basidiomycota, Exobasidiomycetes, Ceraceosorales, Ceraceosoraceae.